ACCUCGGAACCUACUUUGAUUGUGAUAUGGGCGGCAGGUCGGACCGAGUUCAGUGAGACACGGGAAGUGGUGGACAGGAGAAAUGGUGCACUGCUUUUAAAAAAAUAAUUAAAAAAAUUAAAUUAAAUGCAUCACAGCAAUGAACUCCUUCGAAGUGUCCACCAGGGGGUUCCGUUCCCCGAGCCCGAGUCGGGUAUUUGCAGACGCUCCCUCAUCCGGGGCGACUGCCUGUAUUAUCAUUACGGCUGUGACGGAUUGGACGACCGUGGCUGGGGCUGCGGGUACCGCACUCUGCAGACGCUAUCGUCCUGGAUGCGCCUCCAAACGUCCGGUGAAAACACCCCGCCGACCCUGAGAGGGAUUCAAGAGGCUCUGGUUAAAACGGAGGACAAACCAGCCAGUUUCGUGGGCUCCCGGGGCUGGAUCGGCUCCUUCGAAAUCGCCUUGUGUUUGGAUAGUUUUCACCAGGUCCCUUGCAAGAUCGUGCACGUCCGCCGGGGCGCCGAACUCCAGAACCAGAUCGCCGAACUUCACGGGCACUUUGACCGCUUCGGCUCACCUGCCAUGAUGGGAGGGGACAGCGAUAACGCGUCCAGAGCGAUCCUCGGGGUCUGUUCGGGUGAACGGGGUCACUAUCUGUUGGUAUUGGACCCCCAUUAUUUCGGCGCUGGCGGGUCGUUAGUGAAAGAAACGGCGCACGCCGAAGGGUGGGUGUCGUGGAGGAAAAUCGAUUCUUUUGAUCAGGGCUCCUUCUAUAAUUUCUGUCUGCCGCAGCUCGCUGCGAAAUAAGAACGCAAGAACAGGACUCGGUUAACACGCUGGCUUAUCUAAGCCUGGUUUCGCCUCUGUAUAAGACAGGCAAUUAACCUUGACUGGACAGCAGCGCCUGGACUCCUAAGAACAUAACAUCGAGGAGCGAGGGGAGGCGGUUCGUCCCAUCAGCGCUCCUCCGGUUCCGAACAGCGGAUUGAUCUCGGAUCUUGGAGGAUCCCAGUGGAUUCAGCAUCAAAGACGUGCCUUCGUCACCACUGGUAACCCAUUCCAUCUCCCUCACCGCUGUCGCUGUGUGAAGCAGCGUCCCCUUCCCUCUGUCUCCACUGCAUGUCCACACGGCGUCCCCUCAGGUCCUGGUCUCUGUGCUGCUCGCUUUUUAAGAUCUUCAAUAAAAAUAUGUCUUAUUACAUUUAACAACAUCUCUGAACCUAAUGCGUGGGUCCACUAGGAGUUUAUCAGACAUGAGCUUGUUACUUAUACAAACCGGGUCUAAUCAAGCUGGUAGUAAAACCUGGAAUGGGUGACACUGCUCUGCAACAGGAAUCCAGUACAACCAAAGAACUUCAAACAUAUUCACCAGCAAACGGGUGCACAAAUACUGCUUGUACUAUAAGAGCUAAUAAAUGCAUUUUAAAACCGUG
This is a messenger RNA of Acipenser ruthenus (sterlet), 1415 nucleotides long. RefSeq names its product ufm1-specific protease 1. The transcript is spliced from 2 exons. The coding region runs from base 127 to 789 and encodes 220 amino acids. The record is from RefSeq and is a predicted model, not a curated record. Lineage: Eukaryota; Metazoa; Chordata; Actinopteri; Acipenseriformes; Acipenseridae.